Molecule: messenger RNA, 4119 nt
Organism: Brettanomyces nanus
Lineage: Eukaryota; Fungi; Ascomycota; Pichiomycetes; Pichiales; Pichiaceae
Exons: 4
Coding region: 1-4119 (1372 amino acids)
Biological process (GO): glycine decarboxylation via glycine cleavage system
Cellular component (GO): mitochondrion; glycine cleavage complex
Molecular function (GO): glycine dehydrogenase (decarboxylating) activity; glycine binding; protein binding
Source: RefSeq, a predicted model, not a curated record
AUGGAUUCUCUUCAUACGUGGCCUAAUUUUCAGAAACGGUCUUCGAUAUCAUCGGAGAGGCCAUUUGCUCAGCAGGAGCUGACGACUUCUCACGAUCCCGUAAACAGCGAUAUUCGAUUCCGUUCGUCAAUUCGAUACCAACAACCACAUGAUGAAAAUAGAGAGCAGGUAGGUUAUGGCUCGUACUUUGAUUCUAGAUUUCCUCUCUAUGGACUAGACUGGACUUAUACCCAAGACUAUAAAGAGGCCCGAAUAGCCCUCAGUUCUUACCGUGAAGAUGCUACAAACUACGUGCGAGUGAUUGGAGGAACUCCCGGAACAUCAGAUACCGCCAGUUGGAACUUUCAUGAUCUGGCCAGCGCAUCCGUUCGUUAUCCUGUGACUAGACUACAAUGGGAUCCUUCACAGAAGUUUAGCGACACCAAUAAGAACCGAUUUGCCACGACUUCAGAAUGCCUUAGAUUGUACGAGGUUGAUGAGAAUCACGGGCUCAUAGAGAAGCUCUGCCUUGCAAAUUCCAAAGUGAAAAACUUCAACCAACUACCUCCUCUAACGUCGUUCGAUUGGAACGUAAUCGACCCACAACUUAUCAUCACCUGCUCCAUAGACACCACCUGCACCCUUUGGGACAUCUCGCAUAACUCUGGAGUUACAAAGACCCAACUAAUAGCCCACGACAGUGAGGUUUUCGACGUCAAGUUCAUCUUUGGUAAUAAGAAUAUCUUUUGCAGUUGCUCCAGCGAUGGGUCGGUAAGAGUGUUUGACUUGCGUAAUCUCGAACACUCUACCAUUGUCUACGAACCUCAAACUAGGCCCAUUAUUCUUAUAUUGGAUCUACGAUAUCCAGGAGUCCCUCUAGUGACACUCGAUGAACAUAGGGCACCGGUGAAUUCCGUUCAAUGGCACCCUUCUAAGAAUUUACUACUUAGUGGCUCUGAUGAUGGCCAAGUACUCAUAUGGGACAUGGACCGACUAGAGAGCCACAGACCUUACAGUCACGGCGGACAGCACAGUUCAGUUGGCUCAAUAUUUCCUACAAACGGAUUUUCUGCUGACAUGGAGGUCAACAACACUUGCUGGGACCCUACAGGGCACUGGGUUGCUGUCAAUAUUACCGCAAGGGUUACCCGCUUAAUUCGUCUCAAUUCUUCGGUGGCAGAUGUUUCGUCGACUAAAUACAAGGCUUCUUGCUUUCCCAGUAAAGUGGGCUUGAGGGAUCUCGAUACUUUCCCUCGCCGUCAUUUGGGACCACGUCCAAACGAUGUCAAUGAAAUGCUAAAGGUAGUGGAAGCUCCCGAUAUCGAGACUUUUGUCUCUCAUGCUCUUCCUCCUAACAUCCUCGUUAAGAGACCUCUCAAGAUCGAUCCUGCCCAGGGCCUUUCUGAGAGUGCCAUGUUGAAGAGACUGAAGCAAAUUGCUUCCAAGAAUAAGGUUCUUAGAUCUUACAUUGGAAAGGGCUACUAUGGUACUCAUAUGCCAGCUGUGAUCCAACGUAACAUCAUGGAAAACCCUGCCUGGUAUACGUCCUAUACCCCAUAUCAGGCCGAGGUGUCCCAGGGUCGUUUGGAGUCUUUACUCAACUUUCAGACGCUUAUCUCAGACUUAACUGGUCUAUCUGUUGCCAACUCAUCUCUACUCGAUGAAGGUACAGCCGCCGCUGAGGCCAUGAUCAUGGCUUUCCACAAUUCUCGUGGUAAGAGAAGAACUUUCGUUGUAGAUCAAAAUACUCAUGAACAAACGAUUGCCGUCAUUAGCUCCAGGGCAAAUACUUUGGGUUUAAACCUGGUAGUGACCAACUUACUAUCGUCUGAAGGAAUUGAAACGGUCAAUAAUUUGUCCAAAGACCUUUGUGGUGCGUUGGUUUCGUAUCCAGGAGACAACGGCUCAAUUCCAACAAUCACUGCUUUGCAGCGCGUGUCUGAUGUUGUCCACAAUGCAAAGGGAUUACUAGCUGUCGAUGCCGACAUUCUUUCGUUGACACUCAUGCACCCACCCAGCGCAUUCGGUGCAGACAUUGCUCUCGGUUCAACCCAGAGGUUUGGAGUUCCUAUGGGAUUCGGUGGUCCUCACGCUGCCUUUUUCUCAGUCAGGGACGACCUCAAGAGAAAAAUGCCAGGUAGACUUGUUGGUAUCUCCACGGAUAGAUUGGGUAAUCCGGCUUUACGUCUUGCUCUUCAAACUAGAGAACAGCAUAUUCGUCGUGAAAAGGCCACUUCCAAUAUCUGUACUGCCCAAGCUCUUUUAGCCAAUAUCGCUAGUUCUUAUGCUGUUUAUCAUGGUCCGGUUGGUCUCCGUAACAUUGCUAAGCGUACCUAUGGACUUACUGCAUUGCUUGCACGUGCCAUCACCACCAGCUCCAAGCAUAAGAUUCUUGGCAGUGGCAAGUACUUUGACACUCUACGUAUUGAGCUUAAGCACAGUAACGAGACCGCUUCUCAACUACUGGAUAGAGCUGUUAAACAGUAUGGCAUCAAUAUUUUCAAAGUUGAUAAGACCACUGUUCAAUUGUCUUUAGAUGAAACCGUCACGAAGCAUGAUUUGAUCGAUCUGAUCGAAUUGUUCACCGGUAGCAGAGAAAUUCCAAACCCUGAGGAUUUCCCAGAGUUCCCAGAGGAAUGGAAACGUAAGGACCAGAUUCUUACCAACCCGGUUUUCCACGAACACCACUCCGAGACAGCUAUGCUUCGAUAUCUUUAUUCCUUACAGGAAAAGGACAUUGCUCUCACCACUUCUAUGAUCAGUUUGGGCUCGUGCACAAUGAAGCUUAACGGUACUGUAGAGAUGAUGCCAAUUACAUGGCCUGAAUUUGCCGACUUACACCCAUUUGCUCCACGUGAUCAGGCAAAGGGUUACAUGCAACUCAUCGAGGAAUUGGAACAUGAUCUUGAGCAGAUAACCGGAUUUGCAAAGACUACAUUAAUGCCAAACUCGGGCGCUCAAGGUGAAUACACUGGUCUUUCUGUAAUUCGUCAGUACCAUCACUCUCAUGAUCAGUCUCAGAGAAACAUUGUUCUCAUUCCAGUCAGUGCUCACGGUACCAAUCCAGCGUCUGCUACCAUGGCUGGUUUCAAGGUUGUUCCCGUGAAAUGUCUCGAGAACGGUAGUUUGGAUAUGGCAGAUAUGCAAAAACAGGCCGAGAAGAACAAGGACAACCUAGCAGCCUUCAUGAUUACGUAUCCAACCACUUAUGGCCUAUUCGAACCUGGAAUUCGUGAUGCCAUUAACCUCACUCACAAGUAUGGCGGCCAAGUGUACAUGGACGGAGCUAAUAUGAAUGCGCAAGUUGGUUUGACAUCACCUGCUGAUUUAGGUGCCGAUGUCUGCCACUUGAAUUUGCACAAGACUUUCUGUAUUCCUCAUGGUGGCGGUGGACCAGGUGUUGGCCCCAUUUGCGUUGCUGAGCACUUAAAGAAUUACUUGCCUAAACAUCCGUUGGCCGAGACUUCAAAUCUCAAUGCAAAGGAGGCCAUUCAACCGGUUUCUUCUGCACCUUUUGGCUCUGCUUCGAUUCUUCCAAUCUCUUACGCCUACAUCAAGAUGAUGGGAGGCGAGAAUAUCCCGUACUCAUCGGUGAUCGCAAUUUUGAAUGCCAAUUACAUGCUUUAUAGACUUAAAGAUGCUUACAAAAUCAUGUUCAUUGGCACCGGAGAGACCAAAUACUGCGGACACGAGUUCAUCAUCGACUUGAGGCCUUUUAAGAAGUAUCAUAUCGAGGCCAUUGAUGUGGCCAAGCGUUUGCAGGACUACGGCUUCCACGCUCCUACUAUGGCCUUUCCUAUUCCAGACACUUUGAUGGUGGAACCUACCGAAUCCGAGAACCGCGCCGAGUUGGAUAGGUUUGUCGAUGCCAUGCUUGGUAUCAGAGAGGAGAUCAGAGCUGUUGAGGAAGAUAAAACAGACGGACUCAUUCUCAAGAACUCCCCUCACACGAUUCAAGAUUUGAUGCAAGACGACUCAGUUUGGUUGAAACGUGGUUAUACUAGAGAACAAGCUGCCUACCCAUUGCCAUACUUGAAGAAUUUCAAGACCUGGCCAUCGGUGGCAAGAGUAGAUGACGUUUAUGGAGAUACACACUUAAUGUGCACAUGUCCACCUCUGUCAGCAUAUAACGAGAAUUGA